UAGGAGUAAAUUCCAAGAACGAUCGCAGCACAACAGAAUUCAAGAGCGUAGAGUGCUGUUGCGAUGAACUUCAGCGCAGCGCCGCCGAAAGCCAUUGUCGAAAGUUAGGAGUUGAACCGAAAGGAGGGUAGGUAAGAAAUCAAGUGUAAGGUAAGUUGUUCAAGGCUGACAGAGGUAGGUUGAUAACAGUUGUGUUAUUGGAUGUCGAAAAUCUGCGGUUGCAAGAGCAGCCGCCUUUAUGGGUCUUGCUUCCUAUGACGACAGCCUUGUGUUCCAGUUUCACAAGCCUCCACAUCAUUCGCACGUCCACAGACCCUGUAUACCGUGCCUUGUUGUUCCUUCGAUCUUCGAGGCUGUUUUGUUGUCGAUCAUACCAAGCUUUACACACGGCAGACGUCAUACGUACACAUUCACGGCACUGUCAUUGGUCGAUCGGUGCGACGCCACAAUUUCCCCUGCUUUUUGCCAGGCGACGUCAGCGUGCACCACAAGCCACUUUUCCUUGCCCUUGCAUCGUUCGUCGCGCCAACAUCAGCUGCAGAAGCCACAGGGUCGAGCGUCGAGGACGUGAACCGAACUUUCACGAUGGUGGUCCAGGCCACCAGCGGCUGCCAUCUGAGCAAGUGUUUGGCUGUGCGGAAAUCAAGCUUGCUAUCAUUUGAUUUGUGAAGUUUGGUGCGCGGUAGCCACGGAAUGCACUCCGCACGUGUUCGGUUGAACGCUGCGUUGAGCGCUCAUCAUCUGUUGUUGCGCAGUUGACCGAGGG
Messenger RNA from Didymella exigua CBS 183.55, 766 nucleotides. RefSeq lists its product as uncharacterized. The coding region runs from base 255 to 662 and encodes 135 amino acids. The transcript is spliced from 2 exons. The record is from RefSeq and is a predicted model, not a curated record. NCBI's taxonomy places the organism in Eukaryota, Fungi, Ascomycota, Dothideomycetes, Pleosporales, Didymellaceae.